Molecule: messenger RNA, 5621 nt
Organism: Rhipicephalus microplus (southern cattle tick)
Lineage: Eukaryota; Metazoa; Arthropoda; Arachnida; Ixodida; Ixodidae
Molecular function (GO): protein binding
Source: RefSeq, a predicted model, not a curated record
CGCACAGUGCAACAUUCUUACGAGAAAGUCCGAGCCAAAAUGCACAGUCUCAACUCUGCAGUCCUGCGCAUUCGACGCAAUCGGCGGAGGAUGCUGAUACCGCACCGUAUGAAGCUCUCUUCCCCAUCGACUUCUCGGUCGCCAGAAGCACCGCCUCCCUUUUCCACGGGGGGCAGUCGGCGUUCGUCUCCUCCCCUGACCUCAACUUCCAAGGAAGCCUCGUCGCUUGCCUCGAGCCCCCUUAGCACAGUGGCAUCCCCUCCUACAUCGUCUCCCCAGACGUCGGCUGCGGCUACCACCUCCUCACCUGUGGGGUCUGAUCCUGCCAGCCCAGAGAAAGCAUCUUCAAGCUCUCCUUCCAAGUGCUGAGAAAGAGGCAUCUCUGUCGUCGCCAGUGAUGCAGGAUGCAGACUCUCUGGAAGAUCUGAGCAGAACUGAGGAUUCCCUGAGCACAGUUAGGGAAGUGCUUCCCCCAGGUAGACCACCUCCCACCAAGCCCACGACCUUGUCCUGGAAACCAUUGCAUUCGCCCGGCAAGCCUCGUGCACCUCCGCCACCAACAAGACCUGAAGGAAAGGGUGAUGAUGAAUCUCCUAGAGCCUCAAAAAAUGAACAUUCACCGUGUCCCGACACUCCCACCUCCCAGACGCAGGCGUCUGGCUCCACAGCUAUGGCCUUCACAAUCCACUUCGACAAUGACACGACUGGCAGCAGGCCGCUGGCCCUUAAGGACAGCAUACGAAAAUUUGCACCUCCGAAACCGGAGUCUGAGCGAACGCCGUCAAAGAGUCGAGCCUCGCCAGUGUCAAAGCCUGGCGAGUCGUCGUCUACUGUGAAUGGGGGCGGUCGCAGGACUCCCACUAGUCCAAUUAAUGCUACUGACUUGGCAAAACGGCGGUGGAGCGGUGCAGAGGUUCGCAACCGGAGCAGUGGAGGAGGAGGAGGAGGGUGGAGCUCAGACGUCGAACCCAGCCGCCAAGGGAGGCGGCAGGAUGACCAGCGUCUGAGUGACUCUGCCUCUUACUUAAUCCAGAGGAUGCUCAAUGACGGCCCUGCGCGGGCACCUCUGCCAGGUCCUGGCAAGGGUGUCUCAUCGGCGGCACGUGUCGAGCCAAGUUCUGGCUUAGAGCAGGUGUUGUCUCCCGCCGAUGAUCGAAGUGAGACCGGCACGUACACAGUCGAGACGGACCGUAUCGACCCAGACGUGGAGGAGGCCCGUCGUAGAAUUGACGAAGUGUUUGGUGUGUCCUCGUACAACCACCCGUCCAGUGUGGAGCAGUACCAGAGGGUGAGGCCGGAAGGUGACGGGGUCUCUGGUUCCAGACCAAGGAGCCAGGGCGGUUCCAUCGAUCUCAACCGCACUAAGCGGCGACUUCCGACACCACCCUCGGAGCGUGUUCCGCUAGACACCUUUGUGCCAUCCACAGAGAGCAGUGGUGCCACAGGAAACGCUGCAAGGAAGUCGGCGCCCACACCUCUUCAGACUUCCGCUCCAUGUGCCAACGCCACAGCAAGGAAGCGAUUGGGCUCCACCAGUAGCCGUCCGAGUCCUCCAUGCUCUCCGCCCAGAACUCAUCGGACCACGUUCAACAAAACUCCAUCGAACAAAGUCAUGUCAACGUCAUUUGGUGAUGGCACUUUUCUACGGCAGAAGCCAUUGGCCAGCAGUUCUGCCCAGCGCCGUAGUGCACCACCCCAGCGCAAGUCUUGGGGGCUCACUGGCUCUGAAGCCGACUUAGCUGUUAGCAGCGAUCUGGCUUGUGGCUCCGAGGAGACUGCCAGUGUUUUGUCAGACACCAGCACAGAGCCGUCGUCCCACAGCUCGGGCUCCAGGGGUGGCCCGCAGAUGAAGCUGAACCGAGCCUUUGCUCUGAGGAGGGCACGGCUGGGGCUACCAGAGGUGGGCGGUCUUCCUCCUGCGUCCGCAGCACCUCCACGUGGGAAGACUCCUCACCAUGGCAGCAAUCCCAACCUCUCAAGGCAAGAUGGCGGCCGCUUCAGCCUCCGGCUGCCCCGUGGAGUCAGAGCCACGGAUGUGGGCGUUACGAGGGCAGAACUUCUUCGUGGAAAAGCCCACCACCAACGCACCGACAGCGAUCCGACAGCUGCCAGUCGUUCACAGCAGCACUCGGUGUCUGACGGAGAAAGUCGGCACCACUCUCCCGCGAGUUCAGAGGAAGCAGGGUCUGGCAAGUCGUACAUUUCGGACGGAGACGAAGAUGCCCGGACAGGAUCUCCAGUCCAGUUCGGUCGUUCGGCCUCCUUUGGCGGCCACCGUGACCUUGCGCUUGCACCGGCUGCAUCCGACCGGCAGCACAAGGGUCGCUCUGCAGCGGUCCCGAAUACUGGCAGCUCACUGUCGCGUGGUGAAACAUUCCUCAAGGGAAGUGCAGGAGCCAGUGGCACCACGUUUGUCCGAAGCGGCCGUAAGCUGGAGAGGCAGUCUGGUGAUGGAGAGAGCAAAACACCAACAGAAAAUGGCGUCAAGACUCCAUCCACAACACCAGGCAGGAGAGAGCUGUCGGCAUUGGACAGCCUCGUGAUCUCUGCCAUCCACCAGCUGUCGGGAAAACUGCGCACUAGUGCCCGCACCCUCAUCGAGAAGGAAAGGCUGAAGUAUCCCGAGAACAGUGAUGUCCGGCUCAUGUUAGAAGAGGUUCUUCCAAGGGUUGUCGAGAGGCGACCCAGCGACUCGCCGACAGAUGGCAACCUGACGAGAGAGCUUUCAAGCAUCCUGAAGAACCUCAAAAGGAUCGAACAAUGCCUUGAAGUGCUGAACUCUUUGGCCCCGUGUGAACGUGACAGUUCGUCGGAUGUCGUCCUGGAGACCACAACCAAAACCACACCCGCUGCUCAGAAGCCGAGGGGUGGCUUUUUCUAUGUGGAUGUCUGAGAAGUCUAGGUGUGCUAGACAUCAUCUGGCUACACCUGUUGGCAUCGACCAUGUGUGUUAGUGGACAGGCAUUGGCCUGUCCAUACAGGUUACGCUGGGUUUUGUGGGAUCACACAAUGCUACGCUAACUCUAGUUUGCCUCGCAUCCGUUCUUUUACAAUUAAUUUCUAUCUUCCUAGCUUUGUUAGCAUGAGGUCAGUUCCAUGACAUUUCACUGCAAGCGCUUGUGCUAGCGAAACAUCUGUCAUUCAAGAAUCUGAAGGAUUUUGCUCAAUGUCCGCAAUAUGCCUAUUGAGUACUACUGUUCUUCAAUAAUAGGGUUUGUUUGUGCACAUUCUAGAAGGUUAUUUUAUACAUUACUUGUGUUCAUUUUUUAACUGAGUAAGGGCGUGCACACAGACACACUAGAACAAAAAAAUACACACAACAAAAGCGCAGUUAAACGUUCACGCCCGUCGACUUCUGACUAUGGUUUUAACAAGGCUAGUCUAAGAUGAACCAAUACCAACUAGCCGAACUAUCCGUGCUACUGCAGUUAUUUUUGUUCCUAUUUUUGUUGGGGGUGUGAAGUAGAGCCUCGAUAAUUUGGGACCUCUCAAUAAGCAAUCUCUCAUAGCAGUAUUACUGUUAUCCCUAAGCUUUACCAUUUAUGUGAAUACAGAAUUUGAGCAACAACCCUGCUGCUUAGUAGGUGAUAAUCUUCGGCCACAGCAGCAGCACUUCUAUUCUUGAAGGCUUGGCAGGCCGUGUACAAAUUCAUGUCCUAGUGAUGGCUCAUUCUCGGUAAUGUAAGGAGAACUCAAAGGCAAUGCUAAUAUUAGGUGCAUGGUCUGGAAAUGGUUUUAAGAGCCAGUGAUUGGUCAUAGCAGCUUCGUGCUGUGGUCUGGCUUAACAGGUCAGAGUUAUUAACAAACCGCCUUGAACAGCUCAUGGGGGGAGAAAAAAAGUGCCAAAACCAUGAUCCGAUAAGAAGGCACACUGUAGCAAUGGACCACUGUACAAUUUCGACCUACUGAGAUUUAUUUAAUGUGCUCCUAAAGCUGUACCCCAUCUUGCACGUAACUUGGAAAACUACCUAAGCUAACAGGUGUGCAAGCCAUAUACUGGCGCAGCUGACAUAGUGCCAGAUCUAAGUGCCUAGUUAUUAGCCAGAUGGAGAGCUGCAGAUUCGUUCAGUGUGUGCUGGGUUACAGCAAUACACAAUGCAUUAGAUCUUUUCUGCGUGUACUUUGUUUAAACUAUAAUGUUGCGAUUACUGCCAGGAACUGCGAUUACAUAGCACCAUGACCGCCCACUUCAAUCUGAACCCGUGCUUGCUGCAUGCCCGCUUCUUGCCCAGACAGCAAAAAGCAGGUGGGUAAUGAAACCAUUGCUUUGUCAACUUGCAGCUUAGGACAAAGCAUCAGGUAUUCUUGAUUUAUUGAGAUGAGCUGCUGCUUUUGAUGCUGCUAGGCAUACUGAGGCGAUGCUCAGUCGUAAAAGCUGUUUUAACCACAAGUUCUAGCACAGUGCUAGAACUUGUGAUUUGUUGAUGAUGGGGAACACUCUUAAAACUGCACUAUUUACUGCAUCACCAUCCUGCUCUAAUAUGAUAGGUUGUAAUCAUUGGAUAUAAACGUCAGCUGGAUGCUGAACAGAUAAUUUCACACUGGCGACUUGGAAUGCUGGCUAAAAGGGCUGUAAGAUACAGCAGAGGAAGAUACAGCAAAGCCUCAUUACCGCAUUCUUAUAAGCUCUGCUAAGGAUUACUGCAUCAAAACAUUAUUUGCAUAAAUGCACUAGGAGCACGGUGAAGAGAUGUUGAACAAACGCGGAACAGAUGCUUACAUCACGAGGAGCAUUUGCUCUUGGUAUUAGCUAAGGAGUCCUGCAGCUCCCACAGCACUGAAAGGGAGUUGGAUAGUUCGGAGAUCUUGGAUAGUUGGGAGAUGGGCACUUAAAUGGGCGUUUUUUAAUUGAAGUGUGGCUGCUAUUGCUAGUAUUGGAGCUAGUGACCUUGAGCUUGGCAACUCGUUGUAGCCACCAUUUCAGGCUCUAAAGGUGUGUGACCUGUGUACAUCUUAUGGCUUGCUUUAGCAUUUUUGUUUUCUGCUAUUAUGGAAUAUCGCUUGACAUCGUCUUUGGUCGGGAAGGCUUCAAAUCGACGAGGUCUUGCUCGACUUUUCUACAUCUCGAUUGCUUGUAAACAGAUAUGCAAGCAGUCGUAGUCAUUUCUAUGCCGAAGCAGCUACUUGUACAAAAAGACUAACCGUGUCCACUGUUGUUAAGCAUGAAGUCCAUACUUGCAAUGAACAUUUAUCCUGUUUUUGUUCUUUUUUUUUUGUUCACAGGCUGAACUUGCAGAGUAAGUCUUGUUCUUCGCCUUGUACAUAGACUUGUAAAUGAGAAGGCACUGCUUUGUGAUACUUUAAGAGGGCGAGUGUUCUGUGAUGCAUGUGUUGACAGUAUACAUAAUGCAAUGUACAUUGCUGUUGAUAUUAUAUAGAAAUAUCUCUUAUAGCAUCUUACGCCUUCUUUUUUUCUUCAAGGAGCGAGCUUGAAAUACUAAAGAGUGCUUCGAGACAAAUCCUCAUCAGGAAGAGGGGAUUUAAUGUCUCAAAGUGUAACUGCAAGGGCAGCUGUCUAAAAACUGGCGCACUUCUUUUUCUUUCCUUUUUUCUUCCUGAAGAUUGCUGAUGUUAUACCGUUUGAUUCAUACAAUUAAAAGUCUUCCGAAUCUGCGUUACAG